Balaenoptera musculus (blue whale) is the source of this 1415-nucleotide messenger RNA. RefSeq names its product cytochrome P450 4A7-like. The transcript has 3 exons. Bases 155 to 565 code for a protein of 136 amino acids. The record is from RefSeq and is a predicted model, not a curated record. Gene Ontology annotation, molecular function: oxidoreductase activity, acting on paired donors, with incorporation or reduction of molecular oxygen; monooxygenase activity; heme binding. NCBI's taxonomy places the organism in Eukaryota, Metazoa, Chordata, Mammalia, Artiodactyla, Balaenopteridae.
AAUGUGAGUUUUCACGUGAGGUGAUCCUAAUAGUAAGUCUCCAAUUCUUUUCCUUCUCAGUCCUGGGCCAUGGUUACCUACUCCUAAUCUGUGCUCAUGUGCUUUGUCACCUCCAGCCCACCUGUCUUGCAAGAGCACCAUUUCAUUCAGAGUGAUGGAGGGUGGCUCUCAUAGUGGCUCCCAGACCUUUUGUGCACAUUGCCCCUGCUGCCACGGGUACCAUCAGUCUUCUCUCUCUCCUCCUUGCCCCACAGGAAUCCCACUCUCCCUCUCCUUUUAUGGGCUUCACCACAACCCAAAGGUGUGGCUGAACCCAGAGGUGUUUGACCCAUCCCGGUUUGCACCAGGUUCUGCUCGACACAGCCAUGCUUUCCUGCCCUUCUCAGGAGGAUCCAGGAACUGCAUCGGGAAGCAGUUUGCCAUGAAUGAGAUGAAGGUGGCCGUGGCCCUGACCUUGCUUCGCUUUGAGCUGGCACCGGAUCCCUCCAGGGUCCCUGUUCCCAUUCCAAGAGUUGUGCUGAAGUCCAAGAACGGGAUCCACUUGCAGCUCAGGAAGCUCCUGUAAUCCUUGUUGGGGACAAGGACGAGCUCUGAGGGCCCCUGCCAUCCUGUCUCGCUGUCACUCUCUCCCGUCCUUGCCUCUGUGCCCACUUCCUGCUUCUAUCUGCCCACCUGCCGGCUUACCUCAUCUCCUGCCUCCUGCCCAUCAGACGUUCUGCCCUCCUCCUCUCACCUUUCUCCAGGCUCCCUAUCUGCUUAUCUCUCCAUCUGUCUCUGAUCUACCCGUGUCUCUGACUGUCCACCUAAAUCCUGAACGCCUGCCCUCCUCCAGUCUGUCUACUCUCUCCUUGUCUUUCUCCCCUUCUGCCGGCCUGUCUGUCCCUGAAUUCACUUCCUUUUGCUGAUAAAACAAUUGACCACAGGCUUAGGGACUUCAAACAACACAGAGUUAUUCUCUGACAACUCUGGAGUCAGAAGUUGGAAGUGGGUUUCCCUGGACACAGCCAAGAUGUUGGCAGGGACCCCUGUGCAGGGAUCUAGGAGAGGACCCCUCUCUUUGCCUUUUCCCACAUCUAGAGCUGCAAUCCUUGCAUACCUUGGCUCCUGGGCCCUCCUCCAUAUUCAAAUCCAUCAGCUUCUUCAAAUGUUCCCCUGCUUCUGUCUUCACAUCGCCUUCUCUUUCAUAAGGCCCUUUGUGAUUACACAGGCCCACUCAGAUAAAACAGGCUUGCUCUGAGUUCCGGGGAUUAGGACACCGACACCCUGGGCAGCCGUUACUGUAGCUGCUAAGUCCUGUGUGACUACCAUCGCCUUGGGCCCCCGAUCACUCCCGUGUCUUAUGGGUCUGCCCAUUUGUCACUCACCUGGCUUCCCCUCUUUUCCACUCCCUGGAUAAAUUCACAAUGUCAUAUGGA